AUGGUUUUUCUCCUUGAUGGGAAUGUCUAUCCUAAAGGGUAUUAUCAGGUGGUACUCAAUGUAGGCCAACCCCCUAGAUCUUUCUUUCUUGAUGUAGACACAGGGAGUGAUCUCACUUGGCUCCAAUGUGAUAUACCUGGCGCCAAAAAUCUUCCGGGUCCUCACCAUCCUUACAAACCGAAUAAGAAUUUGGUCAAGCAUAACGAUCCCAUAUGUGCAUCCAUUCAUGGUGCAAACCCUCCCAGUCACACUCCUACCGAUCAAUGUGACUAUGAGAUUGAGUAUGCGGAUCAUUGUUCAUCCUUGGGAGUGCUGGUCAGAGACGCAUUUCAAGUAAAAUACACUAAUGGUACCUCCAUUGCUCCUCCUCUGGUGUUUGGUUGUGGGUAUGAUCAAGAAGUGCCACGCUCUGGGCAUUCACCACCUUAUACAGAUGGAAUUCUCGGUCUAGGAAAUGGAAAAUCAAGCAUACUAUCACAAAUGAGUAGUAUGGGUUUAAUCCGGAAUGUAGUAGGUCACUGUUUAAGCAGGAAAGGUGGAGGUUUUCUUUUCCUUGGUAAUGACAUUGUCCCGUCUUCUGGGAUUGUUUGGUUACCUAUUGUACCUGCAUCUUCAGAGAAAGAGUAUUCUUUGGGACCAGCAGAUGUCCUAUUCAAUGGGCAAGCAACUGGAAUAAAGGGUAUACCGAUAAUUUUAGACAGUGGAACUACCUUUACCUACUUCCAUUCCGAAGCCUACAAGACCCUGUUGUCUUUGAUUAAGAAAAACAUAGACCCAAAGCAACUGACUGAUGCAGUGGAGGACAAAAGUUUGCCCGUCUGCUGGAAAGGCUCCAAACCUUUCAAAUUCCUUAAAGAUGCUACCAUGUACUUCAAGCCGUUGACACUUAGUUUCACAAAAGCUAAGAAUAUACAGCUUCAACUGAUACCUGAGGCAUAUCUUAUUCUUACUGAUAAGGGCAAUGUAUGCUUAGGGAUAUUGAACGGUUCGGAGGCUGGAAUAGGAGAUGUUAAUAUGAUCGGAGAUAUUUCUAUGUUAGACAAACUGGUGAUUUACGACAAUGAGAAACAGCAAAUUGGAUGGGCUCCAGCAAACUGCAACAAACUUCCAUCGUUGUCCUGUGAAGAUUUUGGUGACAUAUCAUAG
Molecule: messenger RNA, 1146 nt
Organism: Solanum verrucosum
Lineage: Eukaryota; Viridiplantae; Streptophyta; Magnoliopsida; Solanales; Solanaceae
Product: aspartic proteinase Asp1-like
Exons: 9
Coding region: 1-1146 (381 amino acids)
Biological process (GO): proteolysis
Molecular function (GO): aspartic-type endopeptidase activity
Source: RefSeq, a predicted model, not a curated record